GGGCCCGGGCGUAGCAAUGUGAAAUAUCUAAGCAUCAGUGCUCACCGGGUUAACUGUUUAAGUCAAGGCGGACAGGGGAUUACUAGUAAAGGUAUUCGAAUUAUCAAGCCUCUGGAACCGGGGCGGCAGUCCGGAGAUAUGGGAGAUCAGAAGGAGACUCUGAGAAAGAUUUCCACCACCCUGGCACUGAAGAAUGAGGAGAUCCAGAACUUCAUCUGUUGCCUGAAACAGAGCCUGAAAAAUCUAGAGUCCAAUUCUAGCCGCGUGCAGGAGGACCUCGAGUCGGAGUUCAGCUCCCUGUAUGCAGUACUGGAUGAGCAGAAGGAGAGCAUGGUGACCAGUAUCAAGCAGGAGAGGGCCAGCCGAAUCUACGAGCUGCAGAGUCAGCUGACCGCCUGCACCAAAGCUCUGGAGAGCUCGGAGGAGCUACUUGAGUUGGCCAAUCAGGCGCUGUGCUCUUCCGAGACCGACGGCUUCAACCAGGCGGCCAAAGAGAUUAAGGAUAGCGUGACGAUGGCCCCUGCCUUCCGCCUGUCCCUAAAGGCCAAGGUCAGCGACAAUAUGAGUCACAUGAUGGUCGACUUUAAUCAAGAGAGGAAGACGCUGCAGGCACUGAAAUUCCUGCCAGUCCCCGGCACGCCAGAGAUCCUGGUGUCUGAAUGCAGGGUGUGUGACAAUACUGUGACCGUGAUGUGGGAGCUCCCGGAGCACGACGACAAAAUCGAGCACUACAUCCUGGAGUACCGGCGCACCAACCACGAAGGCCCGCCCCGCGCGAGGGAGGACCACCCCUGGAUGGUCGUGGAGGACAUCCGUCAAAUGGAACACACACUCACAGGCCUUCGCUUUGACACCCAGUACAUCACUUUCCGUGUGAAAGCAUGCAACAAGGCGGUGGCCGGGGAGUUCUCAGAGCCGGUGAACCUGGAAACGCACGCCUUCAACUUCAAGCUGGACGCUGCUUCGGCCCAUCAGAAUCUGCGUGUGGAGGACCAGUCCGUGGAGUGGGACAGCAGCGGAGGGAAGGUGCAGGACAUCCGCAAAGACAAGAACCGAACCAACUCACCUAUGCAUUCCCCAGCGAGGUCCGUAGAGAGGUGGUGGGGGAGGGGGGUGCAGUGUGUGUGUGUGUUGGUGUCUAACACAAUUUCGAUGCCUUCCUGCCCAUCCAGGACCACGAUGUCACCAAAGAAGCUCCCCACGGCACGGGGAGGCCGGGACCGAUUCACGGCGGAGUCCUACACCGUGCUGGGCGACACUGCAAUCGACGCAGGUCAACAGUACUGGGAGGUGUGGUUCGACCGGGAAAGCAAGGCGCUGGCGGUGGGCGUGGCCCUCCGCUCAUUAGGCCGAUUUGACCAGCUGGGCAAGACCGCAGCAUCCUGGUGCCUCCACCUAAACAACUGGCUCCAGCAGAGCUUCACCGCCAAGCACAACAACAAGGCCAGAACCCUGGACUGUCCAGUACCAGAUCGCAUUGGCAUCUUCUGCGCUUAUGAGGAGGGGGUGCUGUCCUUCUACAAUGCCAAAACCAAGCAGCUGAUCCACACCUUCAGGACCAAGUUCCCACAGCCUGUGGUCCCGGCCUUCAUGGUGUGGAAUGGGAGCUUCACAGUGCAGAUGGGCCUACAGGUGCCUACUGUAGUGCAAAGCGGGCAGAAGAGGAACAGCGCCACCAGUAGCUCCAGUGCCAGCCUUGGCUAGCCCAUAGCCACCAGCUGAGCAGAGCCCCACCCUCAUCUGGAUCAGGUGGGGUUUAGGGUACGCACACCCACCCCCCCGCCCUGGCAGGCUGAACCGAGCUUUUUCCAAAUCUCCCAUGAUCUCUCCCAAAGAGCCAGAGAAACAUGGUGCCAUGCCCCCCCCCAGUAUAAACUCCACCCCUUCCUGUUUUGUGCACUCUUCCUGUGCCUUUCAGUGUCAUCGAAUCAUCUCUCAGGUGGGUCAUUCACCUGGCAUGUCAUGGUGUUACUUCUGACUCUGUCGAGAUGCCAUCCUUUACCUCUAGAUCCACACCUGGCUCACUAGAACGUUGCCCUGGUUACCACACCCCUAAAUGUCUAAACUCACUCCUUAGCAAGCCAGCGCAUUGCAAAGCUUCAGCAGAAAUAACUCCUUAAUUCCAGCCCGGGCACAAACGUACUUUAAGCAGCAGAAAGCUGCUGCUCCUCCAAGCUUCACUGAGGACUUCUGCAGCAGGCGGUGAAGCCGACUAGACCAGCUGGGAUCUCUGUCAGCACUGGGGCGGGGAUAUGUUGCACUGUACUAUGUAUGUGUGCUGGUUAAUAUAACUGUACUAUAUGAAACACACUGGUAUGGGGGGCAGUGUAUUAGAAUGCAAUUGUUUCAAAUUUGAUUAAAAGAAUUAAAUAGGAAUUUGUAUUUUAGUCUUGGAGUGAGAAUUUAGGCUCAGAACAAACUAUUAAAAUGUUAGUUGAAAAUUGAGUCAAUCACAUUGUCAGAAAAAAAGUACCAAUUUGUAGGUAAUUUGUCACUGGGGCUUGUACCCUCAAGGGUCUGCUAAUUGUUCCAUAGCUGUAGGUAAAUGUACCUUUUAAGACACAGGAAUAGAUUGUUUGUACCAUUGGGGAAUAAAACUGUAUACCCUUUUCCUGACUGCAUAUUCUCAGUCCAAUUUCUGUAGUCAGAAAGCCAUUUUUCGAAACCAUUCCCAAGUUUUACUUGAAUAUUAUUCACUGGUUUCAGUUAACGUGAAUUGGACUGAAUUACAUACUGGUAAAGGUAGUGGUACCGAUUCUAAUCCACACCACUGUAAGCCGUCUCAGCUGUCCAUAAAACCUGUUUGAAAUGUACUGCAAGAAUCUCCUGGACUAUUGAGGUUUUUGCACUGGCUGCUUUUGUCAAUAAAGUAAACGAGAAUGGUGCUGCCUCGCCGUCUGGCAGGUAGAAUAGGA
Molecule: messenger RNA, 2915 nt
Organism: Brienomyrus brachyistius
Lineage: Eukaryota; Metazoa; Chordata; Actinopteri; Osteoglossiformes; Mormyridae
Product: fibronectin type III and SPRY domain-containing protein 1-like
Exons: 12
Coding region: 139-1704 (521 amino acids)
Molecular function (GO): protein binding
Source: RefSeq, a predicted model, not a curated record